AGUAUGCUUUUUGUUCCUUUUGCCAUUUUAAAUUAUGUUUUCUUUACUUAGUUAGGUUGCACUGGCAACCAUAUUUGAUUGCUAAGUAAAAAUAGUUUAACGACUAACCAUGUGACCUCCCCCCAUCUGCCCCCUAGACAGAGUAUUGUGAGGAUUCAUUUGAAUUGGCUAGUUUUACAUUGGCUGUCAGCCUAUUGCAACCCUCCUCUUUUACCCGAGAUCACCCAGGCAGAGUAAUCCCCCGUAAACAAAGUAAAAUCAUAAAGUUGAAACUCUUUCACCAACACGGUUCUUAUCAUAAAAAAAGUGGAUAUUUCGGGCCAUAGCUCACAUUAUGUCAAUGCUUGUUGAUGUUGUUUCCUAUUUCUUCAAGUGCAUUCUCAUGAGCCGUGCACUUACUUGAAAUGGUUUCUUACUUCGGAAACUGUACAAUCAUGUUGUUCUUGAGGCAGGCUGCAAAAAUUCUUGCUAAUUUAAUUGUAAUGGGCUCUUCUAUAUUGGCAAGGGCUUUUGUUCAAGCAUAUCGUCAGGCAUUGGCCAAUGCCUCGAAGAAUGGUGUUGCUCAAGAAGCAGUGCAGAAUAUUAAAAGAGCUAAUAAAACUAUGAUGGAAGCAGAGGCAAGACAGAUACUUGCUGUCACGGAGAAUUCGUCAUGGGAAGAAAUUGUUCAGAAGUAUGACAACUUGUCUGAGCGAAAUGCUAAAAAUGGAAGUUUUUACCUUCAAUCAAAGGUACAUAGAGCUAAAGAGUGUUUGGAAGCAGUUUACAAACCUAAAGAACCAGAAACAAAAUAAGGAAACUUGUGCUGAUGAUUUUGU
This is a messenger RNA of Solanum dulcamara, 818 nucleotides long. Its product is annotated as mitochondrial import inner membrane translocase subunit PAM16 like 1-like. NCBI's taxonomy places the organism in Eukaryota, Viridiplantae, Streptophyta, Magnoliopsida, Solanales, Solanaceae. The coding region runs from base 405 to 794 and encodes 129 amino acids. Gene Ontology annotation, cellular component: TIM23 mitochondrial import inner membrane translocase complex. The record is from RefSeq and is a predicted model, not a curated record. Gene Ontology annotation, biological process: protein import into mitochondrial matrix. The transcript is spliced from 3 exons.